GCCUCAUUCAGCCUCCACGGCCUUAUACUGCUCCCCACCUCCCAAAGUGGGUUCUAAACUUCAAACGGGCCAGAUCUGAGAUUCCUCACGGCGAGUAAACAUCAAUCACACAAACCUACACCACUUUGCUACUACUUAUACUUUGAUUCAAACAAAGUUGCAAUAAGAGGUACCCAGUAUCGCGCAUUUCGGUAACAGGUAAGAAAGUUCACCAUUUUACGUUUUCCCUUGAGGUCUCAUUCAGCCUCCACGGCCUCAUACAGCCCCUCACCUCUCAAAGUGGGUUCUAAACUUGGAGACGUACCUGGUCUAAGAUUCCUCACAAAUGUCAACAACAAUCUCAUAAUCAUAAUCCACCGUAUUACUACUAUAUUUAACAGUAUAUGUUUUUUCAUUUAUUUCUACAUAUCAUUACUUAGACCUGUGUCAUUACCGCAGCUCGCCAAGUCCUACGCCAUCGACAACCUACAGGCUACCUGGUUCCCUGCUUUGCAAUAUCAGGUAUUGGUAAUCUUACUCACUACAAUUACGUUUCUCCUUAAGCCCUCACUUCACCUUCAUAUCAUUCAAAUAAAAUUCACAUUGUGGGGCCUUAGCUAUCCUAAGUAAUACUACUGUCCCACAAGGUCUACACCCCACCUCAUACACGGAGGUUUCAGCCCCAUGACCAAAUCAUAGUUAGACACCUAGCUCGCCCUUAUUUUGGGCUACAGCUAGGGCCUUCCAAGUCACGGCCACACGUUUUGAAUCUCUUACAGUCACGAGAGGCUGACAUCCUGCCACCACGUUCUAGUGGCCAAAAAAUUCCCUCGGCCCAAAUCAUAGGUAGAGCCUCUCUCCGCCACUUGGCACUAGCAAGGCCUCACCUGUCACUUGGUUCUAGGUAAAUUCUUCGCCUCAGCACUAGCUAGCAGGCCAGUUCUCCGAAGGUCUCAUCCACACCUCUAAGACACAUUACUUAUCCAAAUCAUAAUUUCUUUUUCAGAAUGUCACAAGUAUCCAUCCCAAUAAUCGGUCUGCUGUUGUAUGGAAUACCCAGCACGCCAAUCUGGCCUGGGUCUCCAAAGGAAUCCCUCACCACUUCUACCCUCAGUUACCUGGGAUUCUGGUACAUUCCAAAAAUAUCAGCAGAGCCCCAGCCACUGCCAGUAAGGCAGAACUACACAGGCUCACGACGGCUCAGACCAACGUUCCCAGGCCCGGCGCUAGUUCACAAGGGCCGUCAGCUUUCUCCUCAGAGUCCAAUCAGGAGACCCCGGUCGCUAUCCUGGCCAGCCUCCAAAUGAUUACCAGGCUGAUAAAUGAAAUCGGCUAUAGCCACACCAGGUGUGUCUUUAAGCCCGGCAGGCCAUCACCUGGCAAUCUCGGUCAUACAGUCGGGCUUACCCCGUCCCCCACCAACCACUAUCACUACUCCACCCGUCUCACCGGCCCACUCUGUUCCAAUUUCCACGGAGAAGGUAAUUCUCGUUGGAAAGCACGUUAAACUAACAUCACUACUUAACUUCACAAGACACCCUUCAUUAGUAAGGUUACAUUCAUGGUGACAUUUCAGUAGUCCUAAACAGCUAGAUCACGACUUAACAAAGCUUUCCAUUCCUAUGUUUAUCAUUGCUUCUCGCAUAGAGUCAGCCACUUCCACUUCUCACCACUCCUUCACCCCACGCACUAGUCAGGGAGGCGGCCAGAGGGGCUAGCCGGGCUGACCAUUUAAUUUCUGGGGAAGGCUCGGGUGCACUAUUCUUUGAUAUGGGGAUAUGCUAUUUCACAACAUGCAGGGUUUUGCACAUCUGCUCCAGAACCCACACCUAAUCCACAUACGUAGACCGUCUGUCACAUAAGAUAUGCCCAACUAUGGAAUACCAUCUGCAUUUACAUCCAGCUAUGCCGGAUUUCUCAGAGGGGUUCACACGGGCCUUAUCGCCAUUCCCACAGGUACACUCGUAUGCCCUAUCCUAUUAUCUGCACCCAUUGACCCUCUUACGGUGGACCACCUUCUGUCCACAGCAGUCAUACGCUGCUUUCACGAACGUAGCCAUUCACUAUACCCUAUAAUACUGAUCAUAGACCUCUUCCACACUGCACUCUACAUCCAUUCCCAGCAUCAAACUCCCUCAUUCCCACAAUGAAAUUCUCACUGCACUACGAAAAUCAACCAUGCCAUACAAGCUAUCACUUCAGUAAGUAGUAAGGCUUGGUUGAGCAACACCUUUAAUCUACUACCUAUUCAACCUUCACUAUGGCACCUGGGCUACGUUCCGGUGGCCAUCCUCACUAACCAUUUUGUGGCUGUUUUACAGGCUGACUUGGCUGGCAGCAACCUCUCAGCUCUUUUUAGUCUGCCUUUAUGUUCCUGGCAUCCACAACACAGCCGCUGACGCUCUUUCACGCUCAGUUCAAGGUCUUCUUUCAGGCACCCCCUACGACCCACUACGUACCAUCCAGGAUACCACCAUUUCAUGAGCUAAUCUUGGACUGAGCACACAAUUACACCUCGUACAGUUACGCACGCUUCACGCAGUUUCACGACUACUCUAUCACUCACACUAGGGCUUUGUAUAUUGUACCAUGACACAAGCAGAGUUUACUUGAUUCAUGACUCUUGCAGUUAAACUAUUGUAAUUUUUGCCUCUUCCUCUAAAUCUACAAAUCAAACAUCUUAUUUAUACCUCCUAUGCUGUCACUCCAUUUUUUACGUAUCCAAGGUAAGCCACAUACUAUAAGUACUAAUCCAUUACUUCAUGUCUAAACCUUUCAUUAAGGUAAGCUACAUCAUGGCUUACUUCGCUGGUCCCUCUUUUUCGCAAAAACGCUGCAUCAGCAGCUUCAAGCUCUUACACCCCAGUCUACAUCACUAAGUGAAGGGGCCACAGGUAAUCCUCAGCUCAGUUACAUAUAUACCUCAAUCAGAGUAAAACUCCUUACACGCUUUCAGUACACAAGCUGUAUAAACUUGCAAUAAAGUGUGUUUUUCUUUGAAUCCUAUUUUGCCCUCUUUGCUUCUCCUUCUACAUUCCAUUACAUAAUAGAUAAAUUCCGAGCACAAGUUGGAAGGCCAUUUGGCCUGAAUUUGUGGGAGGAGUUAUGAUCCUAUAUAAACCCUACCCCCCUACUUACCUUUGUUGUGCAAGCUGUUUGUCCCCAUCCACCUACACCCAUAUAUAUUAACAAUUCACCUUGUGGGCCCUCUUUUACAGGCCUACUCGUACGUUGGUUUCGGCACACCUCAACCAACUUUGCUUCUCCUUCUACAUUCCAUUACUUAUUAGAUAAAUUCCAGAGCACAAAUAUAUAUACCCUAUAUCUAAACCUGUAUCUUUUCAUGGGAGGUACUGUUGUCAUGAAUGAACACAAAUAAAUGUGUUUUAGAGCAGGUAAAGAUAUAUGACAAUGCUAUCAUCAGUGAAAAGUGUGGCCAGGGUUUGUGACUAAGUGGCUACUAGACAUUUUGAAUACAGUGGCUUGUCUAGUUUUGCACAUGAUGGGGGUAAUUUUCAUUCCUUGGCUGCCAUACAGUCUCAAGAAAAUCAAUAUUGCAAACUGGAAUGUGUAAAAGCUGAAUGUUUUUCUAUCUUACAAACAUUAAAUAAUAUGCUGAAACGAAAUAUGCAUUUAACCCCUUAAGGGCGGAGCCAAAUGUACACGUUGUGAACAAAACAAAAUGUAAAUAAAACCUGGCAUUUGUGCUACAUGUCUGUCACCUCUUUCAUAUUAAAUGCACCCACCCUUAUUAUAUAUUAUUUUAUUCAGGAGAAACAAGGCUUUCAUUUAAUAUCAAAUAUUUAGCUAUGAAACAUAAUUUUAUUUUUUUAGUUCUACAUGACAUUUUAACUGUCAAUGUCAUAAUAAUGUUUGCUUUUACUGCAAUAAAAUACACAUAUUUGUAUUCAGCGAUGUCUCACGUGUAAAACAGUACCCCCUAUGUGCAGGUUUUAUAGCAUUUUGGGAAGUUACAGGGUCAAAUAUAGCACGUUACAUUUGAAAUUGAAAUUCGCCAGAUUGGUUACGAUGCCUUUGGGACUUUAUAGUAGCCCAGGAAUUAAAUUUACACCGAUAAUGGCAUACCAUUUGCAAUAGUAGACAACCCAAGGUAUUGCAAAUGGGGUAUGUCCAGUCUUUGUUAGUAGCCAUUUGGUCACAAACACUGGCCAAAGUUAGCGUUAGUAUUUGUUUGUGUGUGAAAAAUGCAAAAAACGCCAAUUUUGGCCAGUGUUUGUGACUAAGUGGCUACUAAAAAAGACUGGACAUACCCUGUUUGCAAUACCUUGGGUUGUCUAAUAUUGCAAAUGGUAUGCCAUCAUAGGGGUAAUUUUCAUUCUUGGGCUACCAUAGGGUCUCAAAGGCAACGUAACCAAUCUGGCGAAUUUUAAUGUGAAAAAAAUGAAACGCAAGCCUUAUAUUUGACACUGUAACUUUUGAAAACACCAUAAAACCUGUACAUGAGGGGUACUGUUGUACUCGGGAGACUUCGCUGAACACAUAUUUGUGUUUCAAAACAGUAAAAGGUAUCACAGCAAUAAUAUUGUCCGUGUAAUGCUGUUUGUGCGUGAAAAAUGCAAAAAAACUUCACUUUUACUGGCGAUAUCAUCGUUGUAAUACAUUUUACUGUUUUGAAACACUAAUAUUUGUGCUCAGCGAAGUCCCCUGAGUAGAACAGUACCCCCCAUGUACAGGUUGUAUGGUGUCUUGGAAAGUUAUAGGGUUAAAUAUAGUGCUAGCAAAUUAAAUUCCCUUUACUUUCGGCAUGGGUUGUCAGGCAGGUCCCGCUAAUUGUAAUUAAUUAAGAUACCCAAUUAUGUAAAAAUAUUACAGAAAUAUAUAUGUAGAAUUAAUAUAUGUAUAUAUAUACGUAUGUGAAUAUAUAUAAUUUUUAAAAAAUAUUUUUAUUUAUAUAUAGGUAUAUAUAUAGUGAUAUAUACGUAUAUAUUUAUGUAUAUAGAUAUAUAUAUUAUUUAGUUUACGUGUAUUUUGAUAUAAAUAUAUAUAUAAUAUCACAAUACAGUUAGAGCUAAAUAAAUACACAUCUAUAUAUUUUUAAUUAUUUAUUUUUAUUUAUUUUUUAUUUUAUUUUUUAACGUAUUUACAUAUUUAAUUUUUUAUAUUAUAUAUAAAUAUAUAUAACAAUAAUUAUAUAUAUAUUUAAUCAGUAUCAGUCUACGUGUAAUUUGAUAUUAAUAUAUAUAUAUAUAUAUAUAUAUAUUAUAUAUAUAUUAAUAGUAAAAUACACCUAGACAGUGUAUGUGUUUGUAUGUAUAUGUGUAUAUAUAUAUUUAUAUAAUAUAUAUAUAUAUAUAUAUAUAUAUAUAUAUAUAUAUAUAUAUAUAUAUAUAUAUAUAUAUAUGUAGUAUAUAUAUAUGAUCUAAGUAUAUAUUAUUAUUUUUUUACACUGAUUAACUUUUUUUUAUUUUAUUUUCAGCCAGCAGGGGGACCACCUGUCAUUACAGGCAGCCCCCCUGCUGGUAAUGCAGGAGGCAGCCUACCCGGCCAUGUGAUUGUGAGGUCCUCACAAGGACCUUACUCUCACAUGGCCGGGGGGAGCUUCAGGAGGAAGAUUUGCCGCGGGGGGGCUCCCUGGGACUCCCCCCAACUGCGAUCGCCGGCAUGGGACUGCUGGCGACCGGGUAAGUAAGAAAAGACCGGAGGGCAUACUAUUACGCCCGGCGGCAUUUAGAGCCACCUAAAAUAGGGCGUAAUAGUACGCCCUCCGGUCUUAAGGGGUUAAACAUUACUUCCCAAGACACCCCAAAUACCUUUUUUGCAAACUGCUUAGUAGUGAAGGGGUUAAAAUAAAAACUUUACUUGCACACCAUCUCAAAUCCCUAUAUACAUUUAAAUAACGUGUUUCAUGCUGCUGAAAAGGCCAUUAAACUGAGCCGUCCAGGUAAAUCGCUUGGUGAGCCCUACAUUAAAAAUUCACCUUGCUGCUUUCAGUUAAAAGGCAAAAUCUCUGAGACAAAACGGGAUAUUCUUUUGAUCCCACACACUUAUUAACUAUAGUGUGGCUGUUUAAUACAAAAGCAAAAUAAAACCCUUAGGAUUUAUCUAACCUUACCAUAUAUAAUGAAUAAUUUAUCAAACCCAUAUCACAUUCCUUAUUCCAGAUCCCCAGAGCUCGAUGUAAUGACUAUUGUCCUCCUGGAACCAGGAAAGCCCCCAAUGGAGGAUAUCACACCUGCUGCUAUGACUGUAUUCCAUGUAAUAAUGGGGAAUUUUCCAAUGUAACAGGUAUGGUGGGGUAUUAUGCAAAGAGGAGCUUUAUAACAGGUUUAAUAAAGUUAUAAUCAGUAAGAUGCUUUAUUGCAGGGAUGAUGUUAUACACAAUAAGAAGCUGUAUGGCAGGUAUAAUGUUAAACACAGUGAGUAUCACACAGUGUCCUUUCUUAUUCUCCCACCAUUUGCUAGUGAGUGUUGGGUUAAAACAAAUAAACCAUAAGGCUGUACCCUGUAGCAGUGCUGCAGUACUGAGAAUUAAUAUCUCUGCUGUAAUCCUCUGGACCUGGAAGGGAAGCACUGGUUAGUGAAUAUAGCCCAUUCCACCAAUAACAGGACGACACACAAUUCUGGCAGUCAACUGAUUUUUAUUAGCCCACACACGGCUUUUUAUGCACAGCCCCAUAGUGUGGGGUCUCCAGGACAAGUUUAUAGGGAAUUUUCCCAAGAUCCACUGGGAAUGAAAGAUAAUUGAGCUGGGAAUUUUAGAUAACUCAAUUAUCUCUGUUACAUGAAAUACAUAAAAUGUUAUUGUGACAAACUCCCCUUUUCAAGUGAGUUUGCACAAGUUCCUGGAGGAACCUGCUUGUCAGCCUCCUGCCCACAGACUAUGGACCCUGUAAAAUGUAAUGUAAAAGUCUCCAUUUGUGUAUUUGGACUAUAUGGUUCAGGGGCCGAACAGCUGCAUGAACCACCCUGGAGCUUGUAAAGCCUAAUUGCUACUUUGUAGCAAUUUCCACCUCAGUGUUCUAAGUGUUCGUCUGGGUGGCCACAAUUUGAAACGUUCAUACGAACAAGGGGAACAAGCUCCAGGGUAAGACUAUUGACUAUGUUCGGUAGUUUGUUCAUUUUUCAACUAUAGAACUAGACCGACGGCAAGCCCUGAUUAUUUGGAACUGCUUUGUGCAUGGGUCGGUCAAAUUAUGACUUCCAGGAAAUUCCUGAACCCCUGAACAGAUCUGGGUGAUUUUUGUAGAUGUUAAUCACCCAAAACAGGGCUAUCUGGGGAUGUAAAUUUUUAACAUAUUUGUGUGACAGAUCCAUCUGUAUAGACUAAGAUUCCUGGUUCGUCUGUUUUGCCUCCUUUUGUGGAAUUACCUGUCCGUAUGCCCCUGUUCGUUUAUUUGACUUUUCUACCGAAUGAACUUACCGAACGGCCACCCAGAAAAGAAGUGUGCUGCUGGUUAACCUCUUGAUCCAAAUUAGAACGUUGUGGUUAACUGCAGACACCUCACAAUUAUAACUGAAUACAGGGUGGUCGUCGUUCGUAUGUCGACCACGAAGCGGCGGCCAUUUUAAAACAGGCAAAAGUCCAGCGGUGCUCGGCACGGAUUGUAUGGAACUGAAAACAGACACCUUUUCUGCCGAACACCGCUAAAACCACCGACCUCCCUUCUCCAUCGACCAAGGCAUGCGAACACCGGCCGUUCGGGAGUUUGAACCGCACGAAUGGACUUAACCCAGAUAGCCUUCCCAUGGAGUCAAUCGCAUACCGAAAGACUGUACAAGACUUUGACUCCAUGGCGAUUGAACUGUGCAUAUGGGAUCUUAGCGCUAUUCGCCAAUGAUAUGCACUCAGAUCCAGGUUAUCUGGGGAUACGUUACACGAAUGGGAAAUGUUCGGUAGUUGUCAAGUUAUAUAUUUUUAUGUGUUUUUUGGGUCACAUCUAAAAUGGCGAUUUGCCUCUGUCCUGGGAGAUAAUUUAAUAACUUCUCAAUUAUCCCCAGGGCAGAGGGGAGGAAACCAUGAUGUGCCUGUGUGUCCUGAAAUGCUGUAUGUCCAUCUGCCAUUACAGUCUCCCAUUUGGUCCCCUAGGGGAGUGUCCACCAAGUGGGAGACCUGCAUAAAUACGGGCGGGUAGCCCACAGUAAACCCAGUUCAUGUUUUACCCUCAAGACGGAGCUUGGUCUCGUUAUUGGAGGGGAAUUUACUACAUGAAUAGCGACUGCCGGAUGGAAGUAUUAGCCGCUUGGGAGAUAUAUGGUUUUGGCUGUUAGCGGCGAUUCUGGAGUUUACUGAUCGUGAAGAGAUCGGGAGAUUGGAGCAUUCCCCUGCUUGCAGUUCGUAUGAUUGGAGUUGGUACGAAUGUAGCCUGCAUUAUGGUGAGAGAGGAGGAUUAACCAAACGGCGGUUUUAUUAUUUGAUGCUGAGAGUGCCGUUACAAUUUGUAUGUAUUUUUAAGGUAUUUUUGGGGUGUUUGGGAAAUGUGGUUUUUUUUUGUGCUUGGAGAUAAUUGAGUUUAAUACAGUGUUUUACUCAAUUAUUUCCCAGGCACAGGGGAGGUAUUGUUUUGUUUUGUAUGGGAGUGUCCUGGACCUAAAAACCAAUGUAAUCAUAUGUAUUUUUGUACUGUAGUCUACUCUCAGGUCCAGUUGGGAGUGCCCAUUGCAUGGGGACCUGCAUAUAAGGCCAGUUGUGGCUGCCAUUAAACGUAUUCCAGCUUGUACUCCCAGAACUAUGUGUUAUCUGGUUACUGGUAGGGGAAAGGGCUAUUCUUUAAUCACUGUUCCAGUGUGGAGGAUUCAACGUGGAAAGUCCUUGUAAGGACUAGAGCUCCCAGUCGUCCAGUGCCUGUGGAUGUCUAGAGUGAAUCCCCAAGUUGGAUCCAGGAGGGAGCGGUUCCAGGACACCACUCAAGCCACAACGACUGUGAGCAGAAGUGCUGUGGUUUGUCCCCUGUUCCAGCUAGGAAACAGUCCUUGGCGGAGGUACGCAGUUCCAAGAUACGUUUGACAAUGUUUAUUGGGCACACAGCUUUUUAUGCACGGACCCCCACAGGGGGUCUCAAUUCAGCCCAACACAAAACACAUACAUGAGGGAGCUGGGGAACAGAUAACCAUCUCCCACUCUGGGAGAUACUAACAGGACACAGGGACACGCAGAACUACACUAUAUAUACGGGGGGUGGAAUUUGGGGCUCAUUCCCCCGGGAUGGGAAGGGGGUACAGGGUUACAUUUCAUUUGGAUAAAGAAAUUGGAUAAUGGAUAUCAGACGAAAUGGCUUGAACCAAAUUGCUCAAUCAGCGUAGGGGGAGGAAGAAAGGGUGCGAAACUCGACUACACCAAUCCGUGCUUAAGGAGGAUAGGGGUUUCGCGGCCCAAUCAAAAGAUAGUGCGCGAAACCCGAUGUCACCAAUCCGCUGAAAGGCACGAAUAGAAUCAGCGUCCAGGGGCGGAAGGGGUUUCACCACCCAAUCCGAUGGAAGGGCGCAAAACCCUGUUUGAACAAGUGCUCCUUCUCGGAUUGGUCGCUCACACCCUGCGGCGACCAAUCAGUGCUUUACUCGUGCCGGCCAACCAGGAGAGUGGUGCAAACCCAGUUUAAAUGGGGGGUCCCUCUCCCAUUGGUCGGAACGAACUUUCAUGCGGCCAGCAGAAACCCUCACAGCCCCAGGGACUCUCUCUGCUGGCAUGCAUCCCUCUCUCUGUUGAAUAUCCCCAUGCAGGUAUCCACCGGGGAGAGUGCUCUCCUGAGUAGCCAAGAGUGUAGCCUCGUAGCUCCCAGGUAAGGGACAGAGAAGAGGAAUUAUAGCAACCUUAAGGAGCGGGUAGGACAAGGAAAAGGGAGGAGUGAUUAUAGCUCUGUUGGGAGUGGGUAGGAUGAUCCAUGACACCGGGAUUGAAGAUAGUGUACACAGGCCGGUUCGAAAGGUGAAUGCUCCCCCAGGUGGUCAUUCGGGAAUAUGAACCGGCGGCCACCCAGGGGAAGCACGCGCAGCUCAUUUUCCUGCGGUCUGUUGUUUCACACCUCGCUAACGUUCUAAUUGGAGUAUCAGGGUGGUCCAGCACUGUUCGGGAGAUUAAUUUUCCCCCUUGUGGACGUUCGGUAAUACAAACCGGCAGCCACUCAGGGGAAGCAAGCACCGCUUGUUUACUUGCAGUCUGUAGUUUUCACACCUCGUUAGUAAGGUGUGAACAUUCUAAGUAAACGUUUUAACUGAGGUGCCGGGGUGGUCCGGCGCACAGGGCUCCGUGCACCGGAGCGCCCCCAGUCGGUCAAAAGGUGUGUUGCAGGAUUUUAUAGUCAAAACUACAGAAAGAGGAAUAGGAAAGAGAGGAAACACAUAUUCUAGGAGGGCACAGUCACACAUAAGCACAAUUCACAGUUUAGGCAAUCUCGCCACAGGGGAGACUACGAUGACCCUGAUUUACAUAGAAACAUAGAAUAGAAACAUAGAAUGUGAUGGCAGAUAAGAACCAUUUGGCCCAUCUAGUCUGCCCAAUUUUCUAAAAUGCUUUAAUUAGUCUCUUAUAUCUAAGAGAGCCUUAUGUCUAUCCCAUGCAUCCUUAAACUCCUUCACUGUAUUAACAUUUACCACUUCAGCUGGAAGGCUAUUCCAUGCAUCCACUACCCUCUCAGUAAAGUAAUACUUCCUGAUUUUAUUUUUGCCCCUCUAAUUUAAGACUAUGUCCUCUUGUUGUGGUAGUUUUUCUUCUUUUAAAGAUGGUCUCCUCCUUUACUGUGUUGAUUCCCUUUAUGUAUUUAAAUGUUUCUAUCAUAUCCCCCCUGUCUCGUCUUUCCUCCAAGCUAUGCAUGUUAAGAUCCUUUAACCUUUCCUGGUAAGUUUUAUCCUGCAAUCCAUGAACCAGUUUAGCAGUGGGAGGCUUUUGAAACUAGUCUGGGGUUUGGAGAAUCCAACAUUGCCCGCUUCUUGUCCAUCCGAGCUGAGCGGGCAGACAACUGGGACCUUACUGAGAUCGCUGCCAUAUAGCCAGACUUGUCUUUUCUGGCCAACCUGGAGUGGGAACUAGAACAGGAUUAUGUUUGCCUAUUCCAACAGGUAAUGUCGCCUGUCUUCGAAAUAAUGGGGUUUAUGAACUGUGCAACACUGGGAGAGUUGAGUUUCGUCCCUCCUCCCCAGCAGCUGUGCCCAUCAUCAAGAGAUAAGGCACCUGGCCUGGAUGGUGCAGAUGGAUCCAUGGUCUCUGUGCCUGCCAAGCAGGAAAGCAGGGUGGCUGACCCAGACCUGCCACACUCCAGUUGGGGAGAGCUGACUGCUGUACCCCCUGUUUUACUACCAGUUCCAGAAACAGGGGACCUCAUAGACCGGUCUUGGGAAGACCCCCAGUUGGCAGAUGGAGAUGGGACCAAGGUCUCUCCACUGGCCCUACAGGGAUGCUGGGCAGCUUGCCCAAAUCUCCAACCACAGAUGGAGAUGUCAGGAGUGGGGACAGUCGGCCCCCCUCACCAGCGGCCGAGUGAGUUACAGGGAGAGAAGUGUGUCGUCCUUCCUCCCCAGUGGCAGAGUAUGUUAUUUUGAUAAGAGACGGUCGGCCUCUCUCCCAGCGACAGUAUAUUAUGCAGGGAGAAGAGACAAACGGUCUUUCUUCCCAGCGGCAGACAGAGUUACAGGGAGUGGAGACGGUCAGUCUCACUCCCCAGUGGCAGUGUGUGUCACAGGUAGAGGAGACGGCAGGACCAUCUCCCCAGCAGCAGCAUGCAUUACAGGGAGAGGAGAGUAUCAUCCUUUCUCCCAGCGGCAGCAAGAAACACUUUGGGAGGGGACAGUCGGUCUCCCUCCCCAAACACAGGGAAAGAUACAAGGAGUGGAGACGGUUGGUCCCACCCACCAGCAGCUGGGGCUGUCAUCCAGAGACCAAUGUCUCUGCACCAGCCCUACAGAGAUGCUGGGCAUCCCGCCCAGAUCCUCAACUGCGGAAUCCCGGCCAAGAUAAGGAUGUCAGCAGCCGCUCCGCUGACACCUUCCCAGCAGAAGAACUGGUACCUAGACAGAGAGCAGUUGGCCUCUGCCUGCCCCUUUCCCUUUAUCCAGAACCUGAGGUUACACAGGCCACCCCAGCUGAAGUGCUGGUUACAGGGCAUAGCACAGGGCAUAGCACCACUGGCCUCUGCCCACCAGGCACGGAUGAAGGAAACUGCGCCCUCCGUCCCCAUCAACAACUUGAUCCAACCGGGGGGAGUGCAUCCAAGUUGUUUAUCCGCAGGACACUGGAUGUACAAAUGGGCACUUGUGGCAGGAGGCUGCAUGGACAACUAUGCCUUUUAGGAAAGGCCAUCAGACUAUCACCGACCCAGACAGAUUGGAGGCCUGGGAUCUGGAUAGUCUCCCCGGGAGGGGGAAGAUGUGUGACAAACUCACCUUUUCAAGUGAGUUUGCCACAAGUUCCUGGAGGAGCCUGCUUGCCAGCCUCCUGCCCACAGGCUAUGGACCCUGUAAAAUGUGAUGUAAAAGUCUCCGCUCGUGUAUUUGGACUAUAUGGUUUGGGAACCGAACAGCUGCAUGAACCGGAGACCACCCUGGAGCUUGUUAAGCCUAAUUGCUACUUUGUAAGCAAUUUCCACUUCAGUGUUCAGUAUAUGUCACUGCAUAGUAGCUGCAAUUACUAUGGAUGACCAUGAGGUGUCGGCCAUCUGGUUCGCAUGAACGCAGGCAGCAGUGUUUGGUCGUUGAGUUCAUGGAAUUAUUUUCGGAUACUAAAACUCCUGAACACCGCUGGACUUCCAUGAUCACCUGCGUUCGGUUCUAAAACCCUUAGAAAGACACUGUUUGGUGGAAACGUUGCCGCGAACAAGGGGAACAAGCUCCAGGGUAAGAUUAUUGACUAUGUUUGGUAGUUUGUUCGUUUUUAAACUACCAAACUAGACCGACCGCAAUCCCUGAUUCUCUGGAACUGUUUUGGGCAUGGGACCAUGUGUGCGAUCGGUCAAAUUAUGACUUCCAGGAAAUUCCUGAACGCCUGAACUGAUCUGGGUGAUUUUUGGAUAUGUUGGUAACCCAACAUGUAUGUAUUUUGUAUGUAUUUUUAAGGUACUUUUAGGGUGUUUGGGAAAUGUGUGUUUUUUUGUACUUGGAGAUAAUUGAGUUUAAUACAGUGCUUGACUCAAUUAUCUCCCAGGCACAGGGGAGGGAUUGUUUUGUUUUGCUUUGUAUAGGAGUGUCCUGGACCUGAAAGCCAAUGUAAACAUGUGUAUGUUUUUACUGUAGUCUACUCUCUGGCCCAGGGGGGAAUUCCCCUUGCAUAGGGACCUGCACAUAAGGCCAGUUGUGGCUGCCAUUAAAUGCAUUCCAGCUUGUUCUCACAGAACUAUGUGUUGUCUGGUUACUGGGAGGGGAAAUGGCUUUUCUUUAAUCACUGUUCCAAUGUGGAGGAUUCAACAGGGAAUGUCCUUGUAAGGACUAGAGCUCCCAGGACUGAGUGUCGUCCAGUGCCUGGGGGUGACUAGAGCAAAUUCCCCAUUCGGCUCCAGGAGGGAGCGGUUCCAGGAACCCAGUCAAGCCGAGGCAUCUGUGGGCAGAAGUGGUGUGGUUGUCCCCUGUUCCAGCUAGGAAAUGGUUGUUGGCAGAGGUACCGAGCCAGGGGUACAUUCCAAAAACAUAAUAAAACAGUAGAGGAACGCCACAAUUCUUAUAUCCCUGAAUAGCCUGAGUGCACAACAUAUCCGAAAAGUGCUCAGAUUGGUUAGGUGUAACGCGAUCGUUAUUUGGGAGAAGAUUUCACCGGCUGGCCAUGAGGUGAUGUCCCAAAAGAGUUCCAGAGAAUCUAAGGCUGAAGCCGGUCUUGGUUCGGAAGUUCCUGCGCGAACACCGACAAAUGCUCCCCCUGGCUCUUAGUUAGUGAAUGCUCUCCCUAGUCGGUAGAUCAUAUCUCUCGAACGUGGUUUUUGUAGUUGAUUGGGAAAGUAUACAGGCAGCAGUACUAUCUUGACCGGGGUUCGCGAGAACCUGUAGCCAAAAUGAGUUCCACGCACUCGAUGACAAAGUACCGCUGCCUGCGUUUGGGAGACAAAAUGGCCUGAACCACGUGCGUUUAAUUUUAUAAACGGCGGCCACCCUUCGAAAGCACUGAAGUAUUCCUUAAUUGCAGUUAACAGCCGGGGUGGUCGGUGUUCUACGUCAAUAACAGGGGGGAAUACACAAGUUCUGUUCGGUUCUCGAACAGGGGGUUACAGAUCUGUUCACAAGAACUCAAUAUGGGUUCCGGCAACACCAGGGACUGAUGCCAGGUCCGCCACAUACCCCAACUGCAUAAUGACAGGAUGGGAUUAUUAAUCAAAAAAUAAAAAACAAAAAAAAUAAUAACUUCUGUGUCAGUGGAUGGUUCCACUUAUUCGAAAAUAUUUUCUUUCUAAUAAACCCUAAUAAAUUAUCAUUAAACACUAUGUUUCCUGUCCAAUCAAGAUAUGGAAAAAAAGAUGAUUGAGAACUGCCAUUGUUCACCCUCAACCUUUCCCUGUUAGUCAUUACAUGGUUUACCUCAAAGGACCACUAUAGGCCAGGCCCAGCUAGGUUUAACCCUUUUUGCUGUAAACAUAGGAGUUUCAGAGAAACUGCUAUGUUUACCUAUGGGUUAAUCCAGCCUCUAGUUGCUGUCUCAUUGACAGCUGCUAGAGGCGCUUCCACGCUUCUCACUGUGAUUUUCACAGUCAGAAGACGCCAGCGCCCAUAGGAAAGCAUUGAGAAUGCUUUCCUAUGGACUGGCUGAAUGCGCGCGCGGCACUUGCCGUGCAUGCACAUUCAGCCAGGGACGUCAGAAGAGGGAGGAGAGUCCCAGCGCCGAGGGAGCCCGGCGAUGGAAAAAAGGUAAGGGAUUAACCCCUUCCUCCCCCUUCAGCGCCACGGGAGUGGGACCCUGAGUGUGGGAGCAGCCUCAGGGCACUAUAGUGCCAGGAAAACGAGUAUGUUUUCCUGGCACUAUAGUGGUCCUUUAAUGUAAAUAGUUGGGAUUUUAAAAAAUGAAUCCAGUUCAUAUGCAGACCUGUCUGCUCUGCAAAAUACAGACAAAUAGUGUGAACAAUGUCUAAAUUUUGACCUGUACAGAACUAACAUGGAAUCACCAAUUUACAGUUUGACAAAUCUAGUCAUGUGUCUGUAGAAAGAAAAGGGACUGUGUUAUUCAGUGAAAGGCGAAAAAAUAAAAUGUCCUCUUCCCUAGCUUCUGCCACAGUGGCAAUCACUGACCAAAUCCUAGUCACAUUUGGCUUUAGUAAAUAUGAGAAUUGCUAAUGCGAUUGGAAUAAGCAACCUGUGGCAGCCAGAAAUAGGCAUUUACAGCUAAUUCCAGCAGGUAUCUGUAACAGAUCACCUGGCACCCCCGACUGGGUACCUCCGUUGAAGGAUGCUCCUAGCGCUUCCUGAGGACUCCAAGCACUGCAGUAGACACCACAACCACCGAACCAGAGAAGCAUAUGAAUGCUCUCAAGCAUAUGAAUGCUGUAAGCAGCUGAACAGGAAAAGCAUACAAUCAGCUUACACUCCUGGCAAUCAGCAUAUAAUCCAAUUCCCCCAAUAAUGAGACAACACUUCGUUUUGAGGUCAAGCAGAUCUGACAGAGCUGUGGGUUUAUUGUUCUUAUAUACACAUUAGUACCACCCACAGGGUUUUGGAAAACAACCAAUCAAUAUGUACAAUACACUCAGACACACCCACACAAAAUCCUCCCCUCUACCUGUGAUACAAUUACCUUACACAAUGGGUAAUUAUCACAGACAGAGAAAUACAGUUUCAUAAAACACAUCACAGGGACCCCAAAACAUGCAAUAACCCCAUAAACAUAUCGUAAAUUCACCAAGAUCCGUUCAGUACUUUGGAAGAUACCGUUUAAUGCAGAUUCCACAGAACAUAUGCAGGCUAUAUGAAAAACAAUUACUGUAUAAUGUGUCCCCUGUUGUAUAGUCCAAAACCACUGCACGAUGUCUCUGUUCACCAAAUACCGGCGAGAUGGCACCAUGUUGAAAAGUCCAAACAGUGUCUGUGAGUUAAAAUGGCCGCCAUCCAUUGUUCUCACCAUGUGCUUCAUCCAUUGUUCUCACCAUGUGCCUCUGAUACAUGAAAUGGUGGCCACCCAGUAACUCCACAGUAUGUCCCCAGAUGGUUCUUAAAGGGCCAGCAGCAGCACAACACAAAUCCAUUAUGCCCAAAUCAUGUCUUUAAAGGGCAAUACAUCCCAGGGGCCAUAGUCACAUGGCAGGAGGCUGGCAAUCAGUCUUCUCCAAUGCCCAGUGGUGAGGUCGGUUUCCGGUUUCGCCACAGUAUCUUUAUCAGCAAGAAUUUAGUUUCCAUUUCAAUAGUCAUUAGGAAACAGAUGUAAAUGUAUAAUAAUAAUGCACGGUUAAAUAGCUAGAAUACAGAAUUCUUCAUUCAUUACUUUAUAUCAAGUAAUGUUGACUCAUUGCUAACAUCCUACAUUCUUGAUUUUUUUUUUUCUUGCAGAAAGUGAUAACUGCCAGAAAUGUCCAGAUAAUGAAUGGACGGACCAAAGAAAAGUAACCUGUAUUCCCAAAAUGUACGAUUUCUUAUCAUAUGAAAAGGAAAUUAUGGGUCCACUUUUUGCUUCCAUAUCUUCAUUAUGUUUAUUUGUUACAAUCGUUGUAUUGAGAAUCUUUUUUGUAUUCCGAAAUACCCCUAUUGUGAGAGCUAAUAACAGGAGCCUUAGCUUUAUCCUCCUGGUCUCCAUCAUACUAAGUUUCCUCUGUGUGUUUUUGUUCCUCGGUAAUCCUGUGUAUAUAACCUGCAUGCUGCGUCAGACCUGCUUAGGAGUUACCUUCUCAGUAGCUGUGUCUUCUAUACUGGGAAAGACAAUCAUGGUUUGCAUUGCUUUCAAAGCCACAAAACCGGGAAGCUCCUGGAGAAAGUGGGUUGGAGUUAAAGUAUCAAGUUAUGUAGUCAUGAUGUGCACCUCUGUCCAAGUUCUGAUUAAUGUUAUUUGGUUGUCUGUUUCUCCCCCUUUCCAGGAGUUUGACAUGCACUCUUACCCUACGAUUAUCAUCAUUCAAUGUAAUGAAGGAUCAGUUCUUGCUUUCUAUUGUGUGUUGGGUUACAUGGGAAUGAUGGCCUCUAUGAGUUUUGUUCUGGCUUUCAUGGUGAGGACAUUACCGGACAGUUUUAAUGAAGCCAAAUACAUCACCUUCAGCAUGCUGGUGUUCUGCAGUGUUUGGAUUGCAAUGAUCCCGGCCUAUCUGAGCACCAAAGGGAAAUACAUGGUGGCUGUAGAAAUCUUUGCCAUAUUGGCUUCCAGCGCUGGGAUACUGAGCUGUAUAUAUUUCCCCAAAUGUUACAUUUUGCUAAGAAAACCAGAGAUGAAUACUAGAAAGCACAUAUUAGACAGACAUAAUUCCUAA
Molecule: messenger RNA, 17291 nt
Organism: Pelobates cultripes (western spadefoot toad)
Lineage: Eukaryota; Metazoa; Chordata; Amphibia; Anura; Pelobatidae
Source: the annotation of a GenBank genome assembly